Rubroshorea leprosula is the source of this 3636-nucleotide messenger RNA. The record is from the annotation of a GenBank genome assembly. NCBI's taxonomy places the organism in Eukaryota, Viridiplantae, Streptophyta, Magnoliopsida, Malvales, Dipterocarpaceae.
GACCUGCAAUCCCAUUACCAGAUCAUGGAGGAAUAGUGCCAAAAAUGGAGGAACAGUACCGAAGAUCAUGGAGAAGAUCAUGGAGGAGGUUACCAGCAUCGAAGGGAACAAAAACAGAGAGAAGAGAACAGUUCAAGGCCUGCCCAACACACACACAGACUGCCCAGAGCAUGUUUUUCAGCUUUUAGACUGCAUUUUCCAGAUUUCAGCAUUAGUUUCCAGAUUUUCCAGAUUUUCCAGAUUAGUUCAUAGCAUUAGCCUAGAAGCGUUUGGAGCCAUGCCACCGAGAAAGAGCAAAGACAAAGAGGUUCAGCCAGCCCAGGUUGAACAUGCAGAUGACAGUCCAUGCCAAUUUGAGGGUGAAAAUGAUCCCAUCACUUUUCUCCCAGUGUCACCUCUGGCAAAACGAUCUUAUGGGAAUCCGGUAUUUAAGGAAAAAAAGGCAGACCGUGGGGGUGACUUUGCUGAAUCAAGUAAUAUGUUUAGAGGUAUGAUGGAACGUCUGGAUUUAGCAUUCAAAGAAAAGAACCAGACUAGGCAGAGACUGGUUGAGAGUCAAGCAGAAUCCUCCAGACGUCAGGAAGAGAUAUUUAGACAAUGUAUGGAAGACAUGAGACGGGUCUUUGAGGAAGGCACUAGGGUGAUGCGAGAAACUGGGGAAGAAAGUCGCAGAACACUACAGGCUGUUUCAGAACAAGUGGUUGAGCAAGUGCGACAGCCCAGACCUGAGAUUCCUCUUCCAGUUGUUGAAAUGCCCAAACAGAUUCAAGAAGCCCCAAGCCCAGCACUCGGGGGGGAAGGGAAUCAGCCUUAUCCUAACAUUCAACAGCAGAAUUUCUUCAUGGGUGAAGGACAAAGACAGCAUGAACCAAUUGAGGCUGCUGCUCCUGUUGCAGACCGUGGCCAUCAACCUCAGCAUAGAUAUGUUCCGCUAGGUAGGAGGGGAAAUAAUCAACCAGCUCAAUUCUUCAAUAGAGACCAUGGGCCAGCCUUGAGGCCAUUGGAAAAGAUUGAUAAGGACAUAUUGAGAUUUCCAAACAAAGCGAAGGAAACCAUGGGAGUGGAUGCAGACCCUUUUCCAGCUGUGUCUGUCGGCAUGAAUGUUGCAGACCUCAGGAGUGUUGCCAGAAAUCGUAGUCUGCCUUAUACUCAAAGGAACCUUGCUGCUGAAGACUUGAGGAUUAUUGUGACCAAGAACUUCAGUCCAGAAGGUGCCAGACGUUACUCAACUGGUACCAGAUCUCUAAGGAUGGUCAAACCGCCACUUAAGUCACCUUCCAGAUGGUGGGAGAAAGUCAGUCAUCCUAAGUUUCCAACCCAGAAUCCCAGAACCUUAAGGCGCAGACUGCAACGCAAGAGGGCUGAAAAGCGGAAAAGGCAACAGCAGCAGAUGGAGGUUGAGGGAAGUUCAUCUCGCAGACCACGCCAGCCUAUAAAAAGGAACAUGGUGUGGGUGGCAUCUGUUAUUGUGAGUCCAGACGGGGUUUUGAAAGCAACUUUUGAAGCACAAGAACAGUCUGGGAAUCGUGGAGCUGAAUCAAAAGAAGAUGGCACUAUUCAUUUUGGGGAAUUCUUAGUGAAUUUGUCAUGUCUGGUGCUGACGUUACCCUUGGUUUUCCAAGCCAAGAAGGAGGAGGAACCAAUCGUCUGUGAGUUCCCAGAACAGACAGAAGAAGAGGUAAUUGUUGUUCCAGCUCAGGAUGAUGAGGAGGAGGACAUGGCUGACAAAAUUGUGUUUGAAAAACCGGAAGAAAAGAUGGCUAGACACAUUAGGCCACUUUAUAUCAAUGCCCACAUGGAUGAGACUCUAAUCAGCCGUGUCUUGGUGGAUAAUGGAGUUGCAGUCAAUGUCCUUCUAACUUGCAUGCUCUAUAAAAUAGGCAAAUCUCUUGAUGAUUUAGUGCAUACUGAGGUUACAAUUAGUGAUUUUACAGGAGGGGUGAAUUGUUCAAGGGGUGUGCUGCUUGUUAAAUUAAUAGUGGGAAAUAGGACACUGAUGUCUGCAUUUUUUGUGGUGGAUACUGUUGCUACUUAUAAUGCACUUUUGGGGCGUGACUGGAUUCAUUUAAAUUGGUGUGUCCCUUCUUCACUCCACCAGAAACUGAUUUUCUGGAAUGGUGGCAAGGCUGAGGUCGUGUCUGCAGAUGAUAAACCUUUUUUAGCCAACACUCACUUGGUGGAGGCUAGAUAUUAUGAAGAAGACAUUGGUACCAUUCGGUUUUUUGGGAUGGAUAGACAUGGGAAACCGAUUAGGAUAACAGCAUGCAGCAGACUGUCUUUGUCUAAGUGUGCUGUAGAGGAAGAAAGAGAAAAGGUCGUGUUGGAGAUAACAAAGAAAUUAGCGACCUAUUUUGCUGAAAAAGCAGUUCAAGUAGACAGGUCUGAAAUUGUUUAUGAAGGUGAGGAGGCAGACCGAGGUGAUGAAAUAACUUUGGAGGAGCUGGAUUUGGCCCCAGCGAAAUUGGAUGAUUUAAAAGCUGAAGUUCAAGACCCACUGGAGGAGAUCAAUCUAGGGUCUGAAAGUGAACCAAAGGUAACAUUUAUCAGUGGCUCUCUUGAGCCGCAGACACGAGAUCAAAUUGUCAGACUUUUGCAUGAAUUUAAAGAUUGUUUUGCUUGGGAUUACUCAGAAAUGCCAGACGCAGACGUUCCUAAGACAGCCUUUCGAUGCCCAGGUGCUGUUGGAACUUUUGAAUGGGUUGUGAUGCCAUUUGGUCUGAAGAAUGCUGGAGCUACUUACCAAAGAGCCAUGAAUGCAAUUUUUCAUGAUAUGAUUGGUAAAUUCAUGGAAAUCUAUAUUGAUGAUGUUGUGAAGGCUGUCAAAGGGCAAGCACUGGCAGACUUUCUUGCAGAUCAUCCAUGUCUGGACGUGGAAGCAGAUGAAGAAAAAGGGAUUAACUUGUUUUCAAUAAGUUUAGUUCCUUGGAAACUUAUUUUUGAUGGGUCUAGUACAGAAACCAUGUCUGGAGCUAGAGUCGUGGUAAUUUCCCCGUCUGGGCUAAAAACACAGAUGUCUUUCCAGCUGGAUUUUGAUUGCACAAAUAAUCAAGCAGAAUAUGAAGCUUUGAUUAUUGGUCUUGAGAUGUUGGUGGAGCUUAGAAGAAGUUCAACGAAAAUGACACCUUUUGCCUUGACAUAUGGCCAUGAUGCAGUCUUGCCAAUGGAGUUAACAGCCAAGUCUUUAAGAAUAGCAAUUCAGCAUAAUCUCCAGUCUGGAGAAUAUGAUGAGGCCAUGAUGCUUGAGCUUGAGGACCUUGAAGACACACGUUUGACAGCUUUGGAUAGAUUGCAAGCUCAAAAACUCAAAAUUGCAAAGUCUUACAACAAGAGGGUAAAAGGUAAAAAUCUGGUAGUUGGUGACUUGGUCUGGAAAGCAAUUUUACCUCUUGGCAAGAAAGAUCACAGAUUUGGGAAAUGGUCUCCAAAUUGGGAAGGACGAUUCCGAAUUCAUGAAGUGUUGAGAGGGGGUGCUUAUUGGUUAGAGUCACUUGAUGGAGAGCUUCAUCCCAGAAAAAUCAAUGGAAUUUAUCUCAAGCUUUAUUACCCCACAGUCUGGGAGGCAAGAGGCUUAGAGUCCCAAGAAGCUGUCUGAACCAGGUUCAUAUUUCUGUCUGUGCAUAAAUAAGUUGAUUUGCU